AUGGGGAAGGUGCAGCUCUUCGAGAUCCGCCUGGGCGACAGCCGCGUCGUCUACAGCCCCGGCGAGCCGCUGGCUGGCACCGUCACCGUGCGGCUCUCGGGCUCGCUGCAGUACCGAGCCAUCAAGGUGAGCUGCAUUGGAUCCUGUGGGGUGUCCAACAAGAUCAAUGACACAGCAUGGACUGUGGAGGAGCAGUACUUCAACAGCACGCUGUCCCUGGCAGACAAAGGGGUCCUGACAGCUGGAGAGCACAACUUUCCCUUCCAGUUCCUGCUGCCAGCUUCUGCUCCUACAUCAUUUGAAGGCCCUUUUGGCAAGGUCCUGCAUCAGGUGAAAGCCGUGAUAGACACGCCUCGCUUCUCCAAGGACUACAAAUGCAACAAGAUCUUCUACGUUCUCUGUCCUCUCAACUUGAAUGACAUCCCUGACAUCGAGCAGCCCAACACCAUGUCCAUCACCAAGAAGUUCAACUACAAGCUCGUGAAAAGUGGCAACAUCAUCCUGACAGCCACAUCUGAUCUGAAGGGCUACAUCGUGGGCCAGGCCAUCCAGCUCCGCACAGACAUAGAGAACAAGUCUGGCCGGGACACCGGCGCUGUGGUGGCCAGUCUGCUCCAGAAAGUGGCCUAUAAAUCCAAGCGCUGGAUUUACGACCUGAGGACCAUUGCUGAGGUGGAAGGCUCAGGGGUGAAAGCCUGGAAACAUGCAGAAUGGAAGGAGCAGAUCCUGGUUCCAGCACUGCCCCAAUCCAUUCUGCAGGGCUGCAGCCUCAUCCACAUUGACUACUACAUCCAGGUUUCCCUCAAGUCUCCAGAGGUUUCUGUCACUCUCCCCAUCUACAUUGGAAACAUUGCUGUGAACAGGGUCCCACUGAGCCCAUCCCGCUCCAUCCAGCACAUCCCAUCUGUGGUGGUCCCCAGUGCCCCCCCAGAGGAAGAGGAGGCUGCCAGUGGCUAUCACCCCAUGGACAAUGUCUCCAUCCCCACCAAAAGCCAUUCUCAGCAGCAGCCCUUUAGCUACGCCCCAGGACUGAGCUUCCAGGAGAUCCGUGCGGACUCGGAGCAGACAGGCUCCCCAAACCACCCCACACUCUGCCUGUCCACGGGAGCCACUGUCCCCUACUACGCUGAGGGGAAUGUGGUGCCUGUCCCCACAGCCAGCUCACUCAUCCUGCCCCCAGAGUACAGCACGUGGGGAUACCCCUACGAGGCGCCUCCAUCCUAUGAGCAGAGCUGCAGCAGUGCCAACUCCAGCAUCAGCAAUGGCAAUUAG
This is a messenger RNA of Cinclus cinclus, 1272 nucleotides long. RefSeq names its product arrestin domain containing 1 (gene ARRDC1). Gene Ontology annotation, cellular component: cytoplasm. The transcript is spliced from 8 exons. Gene Ontology annotation, molecular function: ubiquitin-like ligase-substrate adaptor activity; ubiquitin protein ligase binding. Gene Ontology annotation, biological process: protein transport. Lineage: Eukaryota; Metazoa; Chordata; Aves; Passeriformes; Cinclidae. Bases 1 to 1272 code for a protein of 423 amino acids. The record is from RefSeq and is a predicted model, not a curated record.